Messenger RNA from Apis laboriosa (Himalayan honeybee), 638 nucleotides. RefSeq names its product acyl-coenzyme A thioesterase 13. Gene Ontology annotation, molecular function: fatty acyl-CoA hydrolase activity. The record is from RefSeq and is a predicted model, not a curated record. NCBI's taxonomy places the organism in Eukaryota, Metazoa, Arthropoda, Insecta, Hymenoptera, Apidae. The transcript has 3 exons. Bases 118 to 540 code for a protein of 140 amino acids.
UUUAUAAAUUAAAUAUUAUCUUACUUUUUGUAAAUAUAAUAAAAAUAUUUUAGAAGUAACUAAUUAUUUGAAAUUAUAUAAUUUCAGUGAAAAAUCGAAAAGUAUACAAAUUUAAUCAUGUGCAAAACGCAAUUCAUUAGAUCAUAUUUGGACAAAAUUGUUAAAACGCAUAAUUUCGCACAAUGUUUACAAAAACUUCAGAUCGUAUCAGCAGGAAAUGGAAAUUGUAAAGCAGAAUUGGUUAUAUCCGAAGAACAUUUAAAUUUAUAUGGAUUGUUGCAUGGUGGUUUUACAUCUACUCUUAUUGAUGCUGUCUCUACAUAUGCUUUAAUAACCCAUGAAAAAAAUAACAAACCAGGUGUUUCAUUAAAUUUAGAUAUUACAUUUAUGAAACCUGCUCUUUUUGGAGAACUGAUAACAAUUAAUGCAAGAACUAUACGUGUUGGAAAAACAGUAGGUUUUGUUUCAAUAGAUAUUACAAAAAAUGCAGGGAAAGAUGUAAUUGUUAAUGGAACUCACAUAAAAUUUAUUGGAAAGUAAAAUAAAUAAAAUAAUGCAUAUAUUAUUAUAUAUUGUUAAUAUUUAAUGAACACUUUAUAUAUGUAUAUAGAUAGUACAAUAGUAUAUUAUAAAAUUUA